UGAACAGUAGGCAGGUGUGUUUGUGAAAACAGCAAAUCAGCAAAGUUAAUUAUGCGGGCAAACGAUUUCAUGAUCAGAGCCUUGAGUCUCUCGCUACAUUCUCAUUUCGGUUAUUGAUACAUGUAUGUUUCGUUGACAGAAAAAAAGAGCGAAACUGUAUGAGAAAGAGUUGGAUAUAAAAUACCGAGAUAAAGUUUCAAGGCAUUCUCAGUAUUCAUGCGGGAUCGUUUGAACAAAAUAAACUGAUGCUUCCGCUUUUCCGGUGUUUUAAAAGGAGAAAAUGUUGCAUGGAUCUCACAUCCACUUCGUGUUCAUACUAACAGUAAUAAUUAGAAUUGUCAUAGGUAAUAAUAUCUACAGUAAGAAAAGCACGUUAUUUAUCGGUGCUUUCUAAUUAUCGUUUUGCCGCAGUUUCUCAAAAGAGAUAUCACCUUUGCAUUUAGGUAGUGUUAAUUUUCAGUUAGGUGAUCUCAAAAAUGGAUUUCAGGAUCCUGUUUCGGUUUUUCAGCUGUAAAAACAGAUGUUUAGAAGGCCCUAGAAUGCUUAUUCCAUUUUAUGUUACUGACGGGGGACUCAUUUUGGGAACUCGCCCAGGUUUUAUUUGGAGUCUUUCUGGCGUAAGCUGACAGAGGUCUCUGACGAAAAUGGAAAUUUUAUUAACAGUCUGUACGAAUACCCUUUUGUUUCCGCUAAAAUCAUCGUCCACCAGUUGUGUUCAAUGUGAUAUUGGACAUGCGAUGCCUUGCGCCAUAAAGAUACGAAUAACAAUUAUAAAUCAACUAUCAUCUGCGACUUAACUCCUAGGGUGAAAAUUGUUUCGUAGAUCUACACGUUAAAUUAAAUUGAAAACUACAUAUGUUCGACAGUACAUUUCAUCUUUUUGAUUAAAUGACUCAGGUUUAAAAAUUUUAACUCAUUCUCUGAGUGACGCAUUCUGACUGGAGUCAUUUAACUUGACAGCCAUGAAUGAAAACGGACGAGACAUUGGCGAGCAACUAAACCUACAGCAAUUUAGUUUUUAGGUGACAACGACAAUAAAAUGACAGUACGGAAACCAGGGUGAGAUUUGUUCGAUCAUGCAGGACCUGCUAAUUCGUACGUGAUGUCUAUGUUUGCUUGGAUAGCACACAGGUGUGGAAAUUAAACAAAAGAGGUAAAAUGCACGUGCACUAUUAUGUAAGAAUAGGACAGUCUUACUGGCUGCCUAUCCAAUUUCACACACACAAAAAAACAAAAACGCACGAAUGGUUCCAACAAUUUAUUUUAUUACCGGGGAAAGAUUAAUAAGUUGUGAAAAACAGUUGGUGAAACAGCCUUGGAUCUAUCAAAAAUUUGAUUUCAGGAUACAUCCUAUUUCGAUGCCGUGAUCAACAUGUACAAUAACUGCUCUGUCAUCUGCCAAGGAGAACAAGCCAGAAUUCCAGAAAGCAAUGCUUGCUUCCGUUUUCCUGUAUUCGAGACGGAAAAUGUUCCGCAGGAGCUCAUCGUAUUUAACUGCAUUGUUAACAUUCUGCUUUUGGUAACAGCAAUUGUAGGAAAUCUUUUGGUGUUAUCUGUAGCAUGGAAGACGCCUUCUCUUCGCUCCCCGGCGAUUGUUUUGCUUUGUGGACUUGCCACAACCGAUCUCGCUGUCGGUCUUGUCGUUCAGCCCUUUUUUCUUUCCAUGGAACUGAUGCCACUCCUCUCGAACUCAGCAGAGUAUCACUGCAAUUUGGGAAAGGCAUUCAUCACUAUGUCCUAUUGGGUAUGCGGUGCAUCUUUAUCGACUGUUACAACCAUCAGUGUAGACAGGUUAUUAGCCCUUAGUUAUCACCUGAGAUAUCAUAGUAUUGUAAUUGUUCCACGAGUCAUGUGCGUUCUGACGCUAAACUGGUUGACUGGUGGAUUUCUGGCAAGUCUGAUAUUGUGGAGUGGAGAUGAAGUGUUCCUUGCUGUCAUGGCCGUGGCAGUUGCCAUAUUUCUCUGCUUGUCCACGUAUGCUCAUGUAAAAAUAUAUCUCGUUGUUCGCCGUCAUAAACAACAAAUCCAAACUCAAGCAAGGGCAGUUCAAGUAGGUAUCGGUAAUGGUUUUAACUUGGCACGGUUUAAAAGGUCAGUUGCCAACGCUUUCCUAGUUCAUUACGUCCUUCUUCUUUGCUACACGCCACUGUUCAUUACUUUGCUGUUGACUAAUAAUGACAAAUGGGCUGAUUCAGCAUUAUUGAAGAAGUCCCACAGUGCCAUAGCAUGGAAAUUAACAACCACUGUAGCGUUUAUGAAUUCUUCUGUGAAUCCUUUUAUUUACUGUUGGCGUCUUCGAGAAAUGAGAGUUGCUGUAAAAAGGUUUUUGAAGAAUAUUUUCUGUGGCAGUGAUUUAGUGGCGGCAAAUCCAGACUAAAGUAAAAGGUUAAGGUAAAAUCUGCAUACGAACCAAGUGGCCAUCAGGCCGGCCCUUAUCUCCGGUUUCUAUGUAUCAUGAAGCGACUAGGAGCACAGUAUUUCUAAUACUCCUGGAUGGGAUGCUAGUCAGUCGCUAGUUUAACCCCAGGAUUAAAUUCGCCGGUACUCAUUUAUACAGCCGGGUGGAGAGAGGCACUGUCAGAGUAAAGUGUUUACCCAAGAACGCAACGGAGUGUCCCCGGCCAGGGCU
Messenger RNA from Orbicella faveolata, 2629 nucleotides. Its product is annotated as melanocyte-stimulating hormone receptor-like. Gene Ontology annotation, cellular component: membrane. Gene Ontology annotation, biological process: G protein-coupled receptor signaling pathway. Gene Ontology annotation, molecular function: G protein-coupled receptor activity. NCBI's taxonomy places the organism in Eukaryota, Metazoa, Cnidaria, Anthozoa, Scleractinia, Merulinidae. The record is from RefSeq and is a predicted model, not a curated record.